AUGCACUUUCAAGCUCUCCCCAUUCUCGCCGCCAUGCUGGCACUUCCUGCCCUUAUCAUGGGUGAGCCGGAUUGCCCUUACGGUGGUUAUUGGACAUGGAGUCACGAAGAGGCGAGAAGUGCAGCCGCCCAUGGAAUCGACAAAUGGUGUAACAACAUCGCCCCUUCCACGUUCAAAGGUGGACAAGAGGUGACGCAGUGCCUUGAUGUCGAUUACGAUCCGAAGAAUGUUAAUUUGUGGAUGAAAAAUGACAACUCGGGCGAUAAGGUUCUCUCGAUAGACCAGUGCAAAAAGUUGCUCAAGAAGAUUGUCGAUAGUUGUCCUGCGGGUGGUUCUGAUCGUACCUUGGAUGGCUGGGCACCACAUAUCGUCAGAGUGCCGAAUCCUGGUAUUUAG
Messenger RNA from Aspergillus oryzae RIB40, 396 nucleotides. RefSeq lists its product as uncharacterized. The coding region runs from base 1 to 396 and encodes 131 amino acids. The transcript has 2 exons. NCBI's taxonomy places the organism in Eukaryota, Fungi, Ascomycota, Eurotiomycetes, Eurotiales, Aspergillaceae. The record is from RefSeq and is a predicted model, not a curated record.